AUGCAAUCCGAAUGGUAAAAAAGGUAUGAUCAAGUUAGAACAAUAACUCCUUCAAAGUAAAUUCGAAUAAGAACAACUCCAAGUCCUGAGAGACCAAUGAAAUUGAAAUUUGCCUAAUCUCCUGUUCAAGCACUUUAUACCACUUCCACCAAGGCAACUGUGAUUUUGCCUUUACAGAAUGAGUAAAAAUAUACUAUGCCAGAAACACGGCAGGGUUGCAGAUCAAUAGAACUGUCAAAUAAUUUGGGGAUUGUGAUGGGAGGGCAUUCUCACAGAGAAUCUUUGGAAUUCAAUUUUAUAGACUUGCAAAAUGGAUAAUGGUUGUAGAAAUAGCAAUUUCAAGAUUGGGAAUUCUUGAAAUACAGAAUGAAGGAAAGCAAUACAAAAUUAGGAAGUCACUUUUCAAUCAAUUAUGAUGCUGAAGAGCAGACUCUUUAUUGUUUUGGAGGCGAAAGGAUAUAGGGAGUUAGAAGAUAAAGUAAUACUUUAAGCAAGAUACAAAAUCAUCAAUUGCAAUAAUUUAUUAUAAACGGGAUUCCUCCAAGAAGGAAUCAUACAUCAACUCUGAUGGAUAAUUAGUUGAUAGUGAUUGGAGGAUUUGAAGACAUGAAUACAAAACCUAAUUAUUUUGGGGAUAUUCACAGCAUCAAUUUGAAUACUAUGAAAUCAACUCCAUUAUAAAAGUAGUUUAUGAAAAAUGGAUUGGCAUACCAUCAGGUGAUAAGUGUACAGAAAAAGAACCAAUAUUUUGAGGAAAAGGAGAAUGGCAUAUAUUUAUUCGGAGGAAAGGAUUAGGAAGACAUUUUCAAUAGUGAUUUGAUUUAGAUUGUGAUAGGGAAUUAGUUUUAAGUGAAUGUCGUAUAGACUGCUGGAUAAUAACCAAAGGCAAGGAGGAACUUUAGUAUGAAUUACGAUCAAAAUAGUUAAUGCAUAAUUAUUUUUGGUGGAACAAAUGACUUUGAGAUUUUUGAUGAUUUGUAUACUUUAAAUAUUCAGAUGGAUACUUAAACUUCUAACCUAGAUAUGAUCAUUGUUCAUUGUAUUAAAAUGAAAAGUUGA
Messenger RNA from Paramecium tetraurelia, 1059 nucleotides. RefSeq lists its product as uncharacterized. The transcript has 2 exons. The record is from RefSeq and is a predicted model, not a curated record. Lineage: Eukaryota; Ciliophora; Oligohymenophorea; Peniculida; Parameciidae. Gene Ontology annotation, molecular function: protein binding.